CUCCGCGACUGCCUCGUCGACUUCAUUGCCUGCGUAAUUGAGGUGCAUAUGAAGACACAGACGCGUCAACAACUGAGUUGAUUCAGGAAUUAGAAAUACCAAUUGGUUUGUGAUUUUUACUGUCUGGUAAGUCUUAGCGGCUUCUCUGCUGGUUUCUUAUGAACAUGAGUUUAGGAAGAAGCCACACGACAAACAUAGAGGGAGAACCCAUACUGCCUGGAGCAACCAACAAUAGGUACUAACACUCUCUCUAGCGGUUGGGUGGUUAAAUUGUAUUGAUGCGUACAUGUAGAUGUGCAGAUACAAAGAGAAGUAUUUAGAAGAGGGUCCGCGGCCUCACGCUCAUGAGACUCCGCCACCACCACCACCCUUCGUAACCUUCUCGUCCUUCCCCGCCCUCCUCCUCCUCCUCCGACCGUUCUCCUCCGCCUUUCCUCCACCAUUCCUUGCCUCGCAUCGAGAGAGAAGAGCCGUUCAGUUUUCUCACCUAAGAUAAGGAAAGGAAAGGGCGGACAAAAAGGAGGAAGAAAGGAGGAUAAAGGGGAGCUAGCAGAUAGUGGAGCAGGAAAAGAAGAGAGAGAGCGAGAGAGAAUCAAUUGAUCCCCACAUUCUUUCUCGACUCGGCCCAUCCUCCAUCCAAAACCCGAAGGCAAAAGGAAAAAUGCCAACUCCAAGGCCACCUUCCUCUUCCUCCUUCCUUCCCUUCUUCCUCCUCUUCAUCAGCUUCUUCCCUGCCACCAUACGCUCCGCCUCCUCGUAUUCCUUUAUUUAUGGCGGGUGCUCGCAGCAGCGCUACUUCACCCCCUCGCCCUACCAGUCCAACCUCGAUUCUGUCCUCGCCUCCCUCGCCAAUGCCGCCUUCUCCGACCUAUACGCCCACUUCACCGUCGGCAAAGACGGGGACCCGACUACCAUAACCGGGCUUUUCCAAUGCCGCGGCGACCUCACGGCCGGCGGCGGCGACUGCUCCCACUGCGUCCAGGACGCCAUCGGGCAGCUGCACCCGCUCUGCCCGCAGGCCUGCGGGGCCUCCCUGCAGCUCGACUCCUGCUUCGUCAAGUACGACAACGCCACCUUCCUCGGCGUGCUAGACACCACCCUCAUCUACAAGAAGUGCAGCUCCUCGGCUGCCAACGCCUACGACUCCGACUUCCUCGGCCGCCGGGACGACGUGCUGCGCCAGCUCUCCUCCGGAGGGUCGUACUUUCGGACGGCGAGCUCCUCGGGGUUUGUGCUUGGGGAGGCGCAGUGCCUGGGGGACCUGAGCUCGGGGGAUUGCACGCAGUGCGUGACGGAGGCGGUGGAGAGGCUGAGGGAGGUUUGCGGGUCGGCUCUCUCCGGCGAUGUCUACCUUGGCAAGUGCUACGCCCGCUACUCCUCCGCCGGCCUCUACUCCCAUGCCAGCCACGAUUCACAGGGUGGAGAUGAGGCGGGGAAGACGCUGGCCAUAAUCAUCGGGUUGUUCGCUGGCGUUGCCCUCAUCAUUGUCUUCCUUUCCUUCCUCAGGAAGGUCUGUAGCGGCAAAGGGUACUGAAAGGGAGAAGACAGCGCUCUGUGGAAUUUUGCUCAUUUGGGGACGAAAGUCGGAAAUUGAACUUGUAAUUUAUGGUUUCAGGCUUUCUUCAAACCUCUUAAAGUUGGUGGGAUUCCACCUUUUCCCCCUUUCUCUUGUAUUUUUGUCCUUCCCCAUCCUCGAUUUUUACCGUUUGCCUGAAAGGUCAGAAAUGAUGCUGUUACUUUCAACCUCAAUGGUUGGUACCUAAACGGUGUAGCAGGUGCAUCAAAAGAAGUGUGAAGAAAGUUACUUUGGAAUGAAGCAUGAGUGAAUGGUGACCGUCUACCACUA
Nymphaea colorata (pocket water lily) is the source of this 1846-nucleotide messenger RNA. Its product is annotated as plasmodesmata-located protein 6-like. Bases 662 to 1534 code for a protein of 290 amino acids. Lineage: Eukaryota; Viridiplantae; Streptophyta; Magnoliopsida; Nymphaeales; Nymphaeaceae. The record is from RefSeq and is a predicted model, not a curated record. Gene Ontology annotation, cellular component: plasmodesma. The transcript has 3 exons.